CAAACCACUCGCUCCCUGACUCGAUCCCCAGUUUGCUCCGUCGCCAGUGUUUUUAUUUUUUUUUUCCUGCUCGUGAUCUGCCAAUGUUCUCUGUUCUUGUGAUGCGUGGCGCUGCUCAGAUCACCUCCACACGUUACGCUAAACAAGGUCUUUGAAGGUUUCCAGUCAAGACUGAAAUAUGUGACCUGCAACGGAAGGUGUGAGUUGUGCUGGUGACUGAGAUGGUGCCACCAGUGCCGUCCACUGCCCACUGCUCCCCGGUACUAAUGGACCCAGAAAAACAACAACAACAACAACAACAAAGCAAGAUUUAAUGGAAACUUUCAUCACUGACGGAGAGAAAGAGAAAUAACUGAAAAUUCGGAUGACUGUUAGACACUCCGGCACAUGUGUUAUCACGUCGCUUCCUGUGGGGGUGCACCAAGCGUAUGCAUUAAGACAACCGCUAGGGCUCAAACGCAUCCAGAGUGCCCCGCAUCUCGCCACGCCUCUCCUCGCGUCGUCUCGCCUCGCUCAAGUGCCAAAGAAUUAAAGAUGAGUGCCGCCGGUCGGGUCCUGAAGAUCGUGGCGGUGGGUGACGGCUUCGUGGGCAAGACGACGCUACUCAUCACCCACACCACGGGAGUCUUCCAGGAUGAAUACGUGCCCACGGUAUUCGAUAACUACGCCAGUACGAUGAUGGUGGACGGGGCUGAGUACUCCUACACUCUCUGGGACACGGCGGGGCAGGAGGGAUUUGACAGGUGCCGCGUGUUGUGCUACUCUCAGACCAGCGUGUUCCUCGUGUGUUUCUCCAUCGACUCCCCGAACUCAUUUGAAAACGUGAAGGAUCUCUGGUUGCCGGAGGUCAGGCGGGAGUGUGGAGAGAAGAUUCCCACGGUGCUUGUAGCCGCCGCACGCCACCCUGCCUGCCGUAAUGGACUGGCACUGUACGUCAUCCGAGGAGUUAUUGUGAUGACCUGCUCGUCCUUCCGCGCUACUGAGCAGGAGAAAUGGCCGGUAUUUCUUAGGGCAUCCUGUACCGUGUUCGUCUUGUUCCUGACGAGAGAACCAGAGACGAGCCAGCACUGAUGUGGCCUGCGUUAGCGGGGGCAGCAUAUCAAGACGCUGACUGGCACACGCUCACUAUGAGAAGAUGAACGCCGGGCUGAGGCUACCGAACUCCUGCAGCGAACCAGGCACAGCACAUGAUACCUGCCACUUUACACACACACACACACACACACACACACACACACACACACACACACACACACUUUGUGCACCACUCUCACCUCGAUUUAGUAUCCUCCUUACACUACUACUACUACUACUACUACUACUACUACUAUUUUCAAACGUUUUUUUUUUUUUACUUUUUUAACUUCCCCAACGUUACUACUACUUCUACUAUAUUCACUUCCACAACAACAACAACAACAACAACUGCUACUACUACAACAGCUACCACCAUUAUUUUCCCACUUUUCUCAGCCAAACGUUUUUUCUUAAAUUCAAUCCAUUUUUUUUUUUUUUUUAACUUCCCCAACGCAAUCACCCCCCAAGGCCGUCACCAUUCACUUAAUAGUUGCCUGAUUGGGUUAUUCAUCCCGGCGCCGCGACACACAACCCGCCACCGCAAAGACUGAUCCUCCAAUCCUCCCAAUCACUAAUUCUUUACCACCGCUGCUAUGAAUCGUUCGCCGAAAAGAGCAAAUUGGUCCCAUGACUGAUCAGAGAGGAAUUGUUCAAACGCGUGACAAACACACAAACAAAAGAUACAAACAGAAAAACACAUGCAGGGCGACUAGGCGAUUUGUCAGAUAAAUGAGCCAAUUUGAAUCGUCUUGUAUUACUAUUAUUAUUAUUAUUAUUAUUAUUAUUAUAUUUCCGUAAUUUUUUGUAGUUGUGGUUAAGGAUGGUUGUAUUCUCAGUUGUUCUACAUCCUAAAGGGGGGAAAAAUAUACGUAAAAAAACAGGAAAUAAAAAAGGCACUCAGACGCGAGAGUAAUGUGAGAAAGAAACAAAUGUUGUGGAUUGAUGCUGAUCAGACUCAUGGAACUCACCUAAAAUCAAAUAAUCGUUUCUUUUCAUCUUUUUUUCUUCUUUUCUGAAUAAAAAAAUAGCGAGUUUUUUACGUCUAUAGUUUUGUGUCCUUGGCCGCUGUUCCGCAUGAAAAACGCCGACUUCAUAACAAGAAAGAGGAAGUUUAAGCAAUGCCAAUAUAGUGCUUCAUCAAUUUCACCUUGAAAUAUGUUAACAAAUUUUUGAUGGAGUCGCUGCAGUAAAUCAUACCAGCUAAACACACACACACACGCACACACGACGACAGAUACUCACAAAACCACUUUUUUUUUAUUAACUGAUAAGAAUAUACAUGUCCUUUAUUUGAAUUUAUGUUUUGAAAUAAUAUAAUUAAAUAACUGGGUAAAGAGCAAUAAGCUGAGACAAUGUUACAAAGACAAAGUAUGUCUUGGAGAUGCUCCCAACAUUCUAGACAUUUUUCCUAACCUCUAAUCCUUCUGCUUAUGCUGUCUACCUCUCUUCUCCGCUAUGAUCCUCCGAUCAUAAUCUCAUACCUGUAUCUUAUCCUAUCGCUCCAAUCCCUCCUCAGGAUCCCCCUAAGCGGAGGUGCCUCUGGCGUUUUGCGUCUGCUAUUUUGGGGGGGGGGGGGACCUGAGGAGGUACUUUGCUGAUUUUCCUUGGAAUGACUACUGCUUCCGUGUCAGAGACCCAUCUGUG
Molecule: messenger RNA, 2721 nt
Organism: Scylla paramamosain (green mud crab)
Lineage: Eukaryota; Metazoa; Arthropoda; Malacostraca; Decapoda; Portunidae
Product: cdc42 homolog
Exons: 8
Coding region: 388-1071 (227 amino acids)
Biological process (GO): endocytosis; establishment or maintenance of cell polarity; Cdc42 protein signal transduction
Molecular function (GO): GTPase activity; GTP binding; protein kinase binding
Source: RefSeq, a predicted model, not a curated record